Haliotis rubra (blacklip abalone) is the source of this 1561-nucleotide messenger RNA. RefSeq names its product zinc finger protein 271-like. Gene Ontology annotation, molecular function: RNA polymerase II transcription regulatory region sequence-specific DNA binding; DNA-binding transcription factor activity, RNA polymerase II-specific. The record is from RefSeq and is a predicted model, not a curated record. Bases 134 to 1066 code for a protein of 310 amino acids. Lineage: Eukaryota; Metazoa; Mollusca; Gastropoda; Lepetellida; Haliotidae. Gene Ontology annotation, biological process: regulation of transcription by RNA polymerase II. The transcript has 2 exons. Gene Ontology annotation, cellular component: nucleus.
AUAAGUCACGGUGUUGACAGUGAGGCAUACACACAGCAAUUCUGUACCCGCGAUAGAUAACCCCUGCUCGAAGCCCUGUAAUGUUGUCAGACUGACUACACGGCACCAACUGGUCAUAAUAACAGACACCCAGAUGGACGGACCCUUGUUUAUGCACGUACCAUGCAGGCCUACUCCAGUGUAUUGUCAGAGGCCCCUGGUUCUGGAUGCUGUGGGGUGCAGGUUUCCUCUUCCCGUGGGGGGCGACUGCAGCAGAGUACCGCCUCUAAAACUGGCGGGAGAGGCCGAUGGGGUGGGGAAGACAGCCUCCACGCCCCUUGCAUCCCUCCCUUACAGCCUCAGCCUCUUUGAUCACAUGAGGCGACAACAUGCAAGCUGCUACCGUGUUCUAGACAAUAUCAAGUCGUCGCUAGCUCCCUCACUCACCCAACCCGUUCUAGUUCCAGAACGAACACUUGCCCUGCCAUCGAGUGAAAUGUUCAACAUAAGGACACAAGCAUCUCUCCCUGAAAAAAUUGCUCCAUCAGAAGGAUUGCAAGGGAUGGUUGGUUCUGUGUCCGAUCCCUACACAGCACAAUAUGGCUACGGCCGCAAAAUCUUCCCCUGCCCACAGUGUAGAUAUACCACAGACAGAAGAAAUAACCUGAAAAGACAUAUGCUGACAAUGCAUCAGGCGUGUUCAAAACUGUUAGAAUGCUGUGGCAUUUUGUUUACGACGAAGGCGUCGUUACGGGAGCACGCAAUGAUAUUCCAUUACCAUGGUUACACGUGUUUCUAUUGUGGAAGGAGGUUCUGCAGGAAGGCUCUCUUGAAGCGCCACCUCUCGGUGCACAACGGACAAAAAGACUUCGUGUGUACGAUCUGUGAUUACGCCACCAGUCAUAAAAGUAACCUCGAGCGUCAUCGCAAAGUGCACGCGCGACAAGAAGAUGGCGGCUGUGAAGGAGAGACAUCUAGUGACGACCCAAAGAACCAAUCAGGAGACGAGAACAUCGUUGACGUCAGCAGUGACGAACUCUCCAUCUGUUCCGACGACGAAGAAGAAAUAAACGUUCAUUCGGUAUAAAUGCUGCGAGAGCCAAACAACACUUUAGUCAUGCAAAGGCACACCGCGGAAAUCGACAUAAGAUCUGCUGAUUCCAAUCAUUUAAACGUUCAUGUGUCAUCGACUCAGCAGUUGACGUUCACAGGACAGUUAAGGUGUCAUCUACGCUUCGCAUUCCAAAGAUAUAUGAUAUAUUCUGCUUUCAACAGCAGGCAUGCGCAGUAUACCGUUACGUAUAAACUACACACACGUAUUGCAUACGUCAUACAUACGUAAUGCUUACGUCAUACAUACGUGAUGUAAGAUAGAAUCCAAAGAUGUCAUAGUGUGGUUAUGUGUCGUAAGCAGUUUCUGUGACUUUGUGACCCUGGCAGUGGACAAUCUCUCCUGAUGAGGAAGUGCAAUGUGAAGCAUUUUGUGCCUUGUACAUAAUAACGUUUAUUUAAGAUGAUGACGUGUCCGUGACGUCACUGAAUGGUGUAAAUCCUGAAUGCGAGAGUAAACUAUCUAAAGAUA